Macrosiphum euphorbiae (potato aphid) is the source of this 588-nucleotide messenger RNA. The record is from the annotation of a GenBank genome assembly. NCBI's taxonomy places the organism in Eukaryota, Metazoa, Arthropoda, Insecta, Hemiptera, Aphididae.
AUGUCAUCAAGUAGUAGACCGGAUGAUCAUCGGCGAAAAUGGGACCGAGACGAAUACGAAAAGUUGGCCAGAAAAAGACUGAUGGACGAUCUCGACGACGAUCAUUCCAAGGACCUAUCCCCAAUAAAAAGAGAAAUGCUCAAGCAACGAGAUUACCGUGUAGACUUAGACUCAAAACUUGGAAAAAGUGUUGUAAUUACUAAAGCCACUCCUUCUUCACAAAGUGGAGGAUAUUACUGUAAUGUUUGCGAUUGUGUGGUUAAAGAUUCCAUUAAUUUUUUGGAUCAUAUAAAUGGAAAAAAACAUCAAAGAAAUUUAGGAAUGUCCAUGAAAAUUGAAAGAUCAUCAUUGGAUCAAGUGAAAAAACGAUUUGAAACAAAUAAAAAAAAAAUGGAAGAAAAGAAAAAAGAUUAUGAUUUAGAACAGCGUUUACGAGAAUUGAAAGAAGAAGAAGAGAAGUUAAAAGAAUAUAGAAAAGAAAAAAAGAAAGAAAAAAAACGAAAACAUGACGAAUUAGAUGAUGAACCACAAAACGAUGAUAUGGCAGCAUUAAUGGGAUUUUCAGGUUUUGGGACGUCAAAAAAAUAA